Cinara cedri is the source of this 5076-nucleotide messenger RNA. The record is from the annotation of a GenBank genome assembly. Lineage: Eukaryota; Metazoa; Arthropoda; Insecta; Hemiptera; Aphididae.
AUUUUACAAAACAAUAAACACCGUGCUUUGAACUUUGUAAUUUGUUUAAAAUUUACUAUCCAAAAUUUGUUGACUAUGGGCAUUGGUGAAUUUUGAUGUUCAUCACAAGACUGCGAGGAGUGAGAGAUCGCUGAAGUUUUGGCUUCGUUUUACUGGGUUCAAGUCUAAAAUUAUUUUAAAUUUAAUUAGGUAGGUAACUAAUAACAAUAUGUACGUAUUUACAAUAAUAAUGGAAAUUUGUUGUCAAUAUUUGUAUAUUUAGUGAAUAAAAAUAAUACAUUGACUUUGCGUUAAAGUAUUUUUAAAUGUAUAAAUUCAUGUUGUGAAUUGUAAUUUAAAGUUUACAAAAUAAAUAUUUUUAUUGUUGUAAAAUGUGUUUCAGUCACCAUGGAUGAUAAUACUUGGGAAGUAAAUUCUAUGAAUGAGUUUGAUUACUGUCAGAACAUAGCCCGAGCUGCCUUUGGAGAUAUGCUUCAUGAUAGUGACAGGGUAAAUAUUCAUAAGUACUAAAUAUUGUGGAAACUAAUAUUUUAAAAUAUCUUGUAAUGUAUUAUUAAUGUAUGGUUUUGUAAAAAUGAUAAAAAUAAUUUUUUUUUUUUUUUUUUUUUUGUUGUUGCAGAAUCAAUUAUACUAUAAAGCAUUGAAAAAAGAAAUUACCAAGUUACAUAAGGCUGGUAAAAAAGUUCACGUCCUAGAUAUUGGAACUGGUACUGGUCUUUUGGCAAUGAUGGCUGCUAAAUGUGGUGCUGAUUCUGUUUACGCCUGUGAAGUAUACAAUAUUUGUAUAAGGAUGUAAAACAAUUUGAUUUAUAAACUUAUGUAUUAUUUAGGAAUUUAAAGAAUCAUAUAAAUGUGCAAAAGAAAUAAUAAGGUCAAAUUUGUUUGACGAUAAAGUUGUUCUGAUUCAUAAAAGCUCUCAAAAAUUAAAAGUUGGAAUAGAUUUGCCACAUCGAAUGAAUUUACUAGUUACAGAAGUUUUUGACACAGAACUUAUCGGUGAAGGUGCUAUUUCAGUAUUCAAUCAUGCACAUCGAGAACUCUUAACGGUUAUUAUCUUUAAUACUCUAUUUUAUUUCAUUAUAAUUAUUUAAUAUCUUAUCUAGGGUUCAUAUCUAUAUGCAUUUACAUGUUUUUAGACAGUCUAAAAAGUAGCUAGAUAAGCUACAAGUUAGAAUCAUAGUUAAUAGUACUGAAAUACAAAAUUUUAUUUUGCAUAUUUUUACAUAUUUUACUAUUUUUUGACAUGUACUGUAUAUUUCUGUAUUUUACAAUUUUUCAUUGCAUAUAAUGUGUUUUAAAUGCAUAAUAUGUAAUAUUUUAGUUAUAUUUAUAUUAGUUUAAAAAAAUUUUUAUGUAAGUAUUACUUUUCAGAUUGAAAAAUGUCGAAAAUACCAUUACAAAUCAAUCAUUUGUACCUACUUUACAAAGAAAGAUGGAAAUAAUAAAAAUAAUAAAUUUUGAUUUGAUUUUUUUUGUGCAUAUGUUUUUUAUUAUAUUGUUUAUAUUAUAUUUUUUCUUUUAAAGGGUAUAUUUCUACAAAAUAAGAGCAUAUUUCUAAGGUUUUUGGAGCAUAUAAUUCCGGUCCCUAAUCAUAACUAACUUAUGAACAUUUGUAUUUUAUUACUUAUCAGGACGAUUGUAUUGUAAUACCUUCUGAGGCAGUUGUUUACACUCAAGUAGUUGAAAGCGAGUAUAUAAGAAAUUUUAACAGAGUCAAUGAUGUUUAUCAUAAUGGUAAACUAUUGAUCAAGGUACCUGAAAAUAUAAAGAAAUGUCAAGGGAUUGAAAGUGUACUCGAUUUACAACUAAGUCAAUUACCAAUGGAUUCUUUUAAAACUCUAAUUCCAGCACAGGAGAUGUUCAGGUGAUAAUUGUGGUUUAUUAUUUGGUUACUAUAAUAUUAUUCUUGUUUGUUAUACUAAACCUUUUAAAUUGUUAAAGAUUCAAUUGGAGUGAUAAAAAUGGUGUGACAACUGAUAGAAAAAAUGUUAUACUUUGUAAAUCAAAAGAAAAUGGUAUUGCUCAUGCUGUAUUUGUGUGGUGGGACUUGGCCAUGGACUCUGAAGGUGAAAUUAUCUUAAGCUGUGCACCUAAAUGGCAUUUUGAACAUCACAAUGCUCCUUGGCGAGAUCAUUGGAUACAAGGAGUUUAUUAUUUUCCUGGUGAAAUCAAUUUAAAAUUAAAUGAGGAAGUUAAUAUAAUUGGUUACCACGAUGAGCUGUCUUUUUGGUUUGACACAAAUAAGUCAAGGUAGUUAUUACAAUUAUUAGUGAUUAAUUUUUUUGUUUAUUAAUUUAUAAUAUCGCUGAGAAAUAAUUUUAUCAAAAUUUUAAUUUUUUUCAGUUCACAUUUAGAUAUUUCUCUUCCAUACUGUGAUUGUGAUUUUCAUAGAAUUAUUAACAGAACGCUUAUUGGGCAAAUUAAUGAUAAUAACCUUACCAAUAAAUAUUUGAAUGCAUUAAAAAAAUAUGUGCAACCAAAUAGUGUGUGUUUAUUUGUUGGAAAUUUAUCUUUCAUAGGAUUAGCAGCAGCUUUAUUUGGUGCAAUGAAAGUAUUAAUUUAUACUUGAUCUUUAUAAGUUAUAGCAAAUUUAUUAUUUUCAUAUUUGUAUUAUUAUACUUUGCAUAUAGGUUUAUUACUAUGAUAUUAGUGGACCACAGAGUUUUAGAAGAGUUUUAAAUUCAUAUAUUAGAGUUAAUAAAUUAGAAGAUAAAAUUAUUUUAUUGAAAUCUUACAAAGAUGUAUUAGAAAUAAUUUCAAAACAAAAAGAAGUAAAUGUUUUUUAAUAACUAUAUAUUAUCAUUAAAUUAAAAAUAUAAUAAAUAAUACUUGAGGGACUUGAGAGUUGUUUAUCUAAAUAAUACUAUAAAAUAUUUGUCCAGAAUUAUUAAAGAAUAAUUAAAAAAUAUUUUAUAAUUAUUUUCAUAAUAUCUUAUUUUAGAAUAGAGAAGAAAUUUACACCGUGUUUACAGAACCUUUCAAAUGGAUUUUACCUGAAUGGAUUGACAUUGUCAAAUAUUCUCUUCAGGUAAACCCCAAAACCAAUAUAUUUCCGAAAGAAGUCAAAUUUAAAAUACAAACUGUUCAAUUUGAUGACCUUUGGAAAAUACGAGCUCCAUUAACAGAAGUUGAAGGUUUUGAAAUUGUACCAUUCAGUGAAAUUGUACAAGUAAUAUAUUUUUAAAUUGUUAAAUUAUAUUUUGUAAUGUAAUUAAAAUUAAUAAUGGUUAACAAAUUAACCAUUUUACAUAGGUAAGAAUGUUUAGGACUAAAAAUACGUUAUAAAUAAUCUAUGUAUUGUUUUGGAUUUAAUUAUUUAUUUUGUAAUCUAAUUCAAAAGCUAAAUUAUAAUAAAAUUAAGCCAAAUUUUUAAUUUUAGUUUUAUUACAUAGAAAUAUUAAAUAAUUAAUUUUAAAUAUUUUCAGGAAAGUAUAAAGAUAUCAGAUGGAAUAUUAGAAGAAAAACCACUAUGGGAAUAUCCAAGCAAAAGUCUUUCAAAUGUUUAUGAUUUAUUUACUUUAAAUUUUGAGAACAUUGCUAAUGAAUCCAAUUUGAUUUUGAAAAAUAAAUUGUGUGUAAAUAUUGAAAAGUAAGAAGGAUUAUUUUGUAUUCAAAAUUUAAAAUUUUUUAUAAAAAUAGUUAUUUUUUCAAAUAUCCACUUUACAUUUUCAACUUAAAAUUGUUUGAUUUACUUUAUUAUAAAUUAAAAUUGAUGGCAAUCUUUGUUUUUACUGUUUUAAAUAAUAUAUUUUUUUUAUAAAUAAGUAUGCUUUUUCUCUGUUUUCAGCAAAGGUACAUGCCAUGGUCUUGUUUGUUGGACUGAUUGGUCUUUGGAUACAGAAAAUCAUAUCUCGUUUGGGGCCUCAAAUAAAAAGACUUACAUUUCAGAAUGGUAUCCAUAUGCGCGACAAAGAAUUUACUUCUUAAAUACAUUUCAAAAUGUUUGUCCAGAAGAUAUUAUAAAUUGUGAUGCUAUUUUAUGUAAAAAUGGCAAUUUGUUAGUUAGUUUUUGUAAUACCUACGACCAUUGAGUUACUAAAUUAGAUAUUAACAUUAUUUUCAUUGAAAUAUAUUUCUAUUAUCAUAUCUUAAAAUUAUUUAUGAAAAAUCAUAUUUAUAUACCUUACAUUUUGAAAAUUCAAUUCUAACUAGAAUAGAUAUUUGGUUCUAGAUAUUAUCAAUCGAUUUUUAAAAUCAAUGAUAAUAACAAUGGGUAAGUUCUCUGAUUUGUUAUCACAUCACUACUAGUUUGUUGCCUAUCAUCGUCUGAUGUUCAAGUAAAAUAAUAAUAAUGUCAAAUAUCAAAUAGUUUUUAUUGGAAAAUACUUGAAUACUUUUACCACAUACCUUUAAAGGAAAUAUAAAAUUAAUAAAACAUAAACAAAUCAUUUAUUAUUUUUAUAAUGUACAAUUCAUUUUUCAUUUUAUUAAAUAGUAAUAAUACAUAAACAAAUAUUAUCAGUCGUUAUUAAAAUAAGUAAAAUUAUAUAUAUUUUUUAAAAUUUCACAAGCGUAAUUUAUUAAUGUCUUAUUAAAAUUAAAUCCAAAUUAAAAACUAAUUUUUCAACUAAAUGUUAAUUUUGUAUAGUAUAAAACUGUAAUUUAAUUUACAAUUUAAACUUUAGACUAGAGCGUUAUAAUUUUAAAACAAUACAAUUAAUUUAUUUUAUGUAUAAAAAUAAUUACUUUAGAGGCUUUAAGUACAGUUAAUUAAUUAAUAAUUCAAUUUACAAUAAAACUAGAAUUUACAUUAUUUUUUAAUAUAAGAAAACAAAUGUAUACAUACUAUUUACAAAAAGAAAAAAAAACAUUCCUAAAAUAGUUAUUUCAAAAUAUUUACAAAUUAAAUAAUAACAAAUUAUAUAAGUUAAGUGGUUUAAUAUGGCUAUUUAUUUUCAAUCAAUAUUUAUUUAUUAUUUUUUAUUUUGGCAGAAAAAUGUUAACAGUUUCAAUAGUCUACAAAGCUUCAUCUCCUGUUUGAUAAAGUUCGGCUUGACCAUUUCUGUGUGUCAGUGGUUGUGUUUCUGGUGCAUUGGACGGUCGGUUACGUUUGAAAAACCCACACUAUAAACAAGA